AAUGCGGAAACGCGGUAAUCUGGGUUCUGCACGCAUCACUGGAUCAAGUGGUUCACGAUGCAGAUUUUUGUCAAAACACUUACAGGGAAGACUAUAACGCUUGAAGUUGAGCCUGCUGAUACAAUAGAAGCAGUCAAAGCCAAAAUCCAAGACAAAGAAGGUAUACCCCCAGAUCAACAGCGUCUUAUAUUCGCUGGUAAGCAACUUGAAGAUGGACGAACAUUGUCGGACUAUAAUAUACAAAAGGAGUCAACCCUUCACCUUGUCCUCCGUCUUCGUGGUGGUAUUAUUGAACCAACUUUGAGGGCUUUAGCUCAAAAGUACAAUUGUGAGAAAAUGAUUUGCCGAAAGUGUUAUGCACGCUUGCAUCCUAAGGCCACAAAUUGCCGUAAACGAAAAUGUGGACAUACUAGUAAUGUACGACCUAAGAAGAAACUCCGUUAAACCUUAUUUUAAGUGAAUACACUUUGUAUGC
Molecule: messenger RNA, 475 nt
Organism: Heterobilharzia americana
Lineage: Eukaryota; Metazoa; Platyhelminthes; Trematoda; Strigeidida; Schistosomatidae
Source: the annotation of a GenBank genome assembly